Olea europaea var. sylvestris is the source of this 1041-nucleotide messenger RNA. RefSeq names its product basic 7S globulin-like. The coding region runs from base 1 to 969 and encodes 322 amino acids. NCBI's taxonomy places the organism in Eukaryota, Viridiplantae, Streptophyta, Magnoliopsida, Lamiales, Oleaceae. Gene Ontology annotation, biological process: proteolysis. The transcript has a single exon. The record is from RefSeq and is a predicted model, not a curated record. Gene Ontology annotation, molecular function: aspartic-type endopeptidase activity.
AUGUCCCACCAUAUUCUAGCAAUCUUCAUGCACUUGUGGGAGUCUAGAAUAUUCCGGUUAGCCUCAAGUCUUUUGUCAAUCCAAUCCACCAACGGAUUCAACCCUGGCCAACCUGUUAACAUUUCACGAUUUAUUUUCUCGUGUGUUCCCUCAUUUCUGACAGCAGGGCUUGCUAACGGGGUUAAGGGUACAGCAGGGCUCGGGGGAAGCCUGAUCGCCCUUCCUUCUCAACUUGCUCGUGUUUUCAGCUUUCAAAGAAAAUUUGCUAUUUGCUUGAGCUCCUCCACUAGAUCCAAUGGCAUCGUAUUUUUUGGAAAUGGCCCAUAUGUUUUGCUUCCUGGUAUUGAUGUGUCUAUGUCUCUUAUUUAUACACCACUUAUCAAGAAUCCAUUUGGCAUUGGAUCCGUCCCAUUUCUGAACGAGCUCUCUUCGGAAUACUUCAUUGGAUUAAAAUUGAUCAGAAUCAACGGAAAAUCAGUGCAACUAAAUAGAACUUUGCUAUCAAUUGACAGGGAAGGUAAUGGUGGAACCAAAAUCAGCACCUUUAGACCUUACACUGUAAUGCAGACUUCGAUUUACAAUGCUUUGAUUACUGCUUUCAGAAAAGAACUAGCCAAUGUCACUAGAGUGCUUCCGGUAGCACCAUUUGGGACAUGCUUCGACUCUAAGAACAUUGGUAGCACGCUCGUGGGGCCUGCUGUUCCACCCAUUGAUCUUGUCUUUAAAGGCAACAAAGUGUACUGGAGUAUUUUUGGUGCAAACUCAAUGGUGCAGGUUAAUGAAGGUGUAAUGUGUCUCGGAUUCGUGGAUGGAGGGGAGAAUCCCAUGACAUCAAUAGUCAUUGGUGGACAUCAAAUUGAGGACAAUCUUCUGCAGUUUGAUCUAGCUAGAUCUAGGCUCGGGUUUAGCUCUUCGCUCUUGUUCAGGCAAACAACCUGUGCCAACUUCAACUUUACAUCUCUCGCUUAAGGGUUCUGUUUCAUUUUUCUCAUUCAGAAUAACAUCAAACUAUAAAAUAAAUUCUUGAACUCUUUCUGAUUU